AUGUACAUUGUAGCCGCACACAUACAGCACUACGCACAUUCAACGAGACUUAGAGACCCAGAGACCCAGAGACCCAGAGACCAGAAACCCAGAGACACAGGGACCCAGGGACACAGGGACACAGAGACCCAGGAACCAAGAGACCAAGAGACCAAGAUACCAAGAUACCCAGAGACCCAAGAGACCCAAGAGACCCAGAGACCUAGAGACCCAGGGACCCAGGGACACAGAGACCCAAAGACCCAGAGACACAGAGACACAGAGACCGAAGAGACCCAAGAGGCCCAGAGAACCAGAGACCCAGAGACCAAGGGACCCAGAGACACAGAGACACAGAGACACAGAAAUCCAGAGACCCAGGGACCCGGGGACCCAGGAACCCAGAGAUGCGCAGAGACCCAGAGACCAAGAGACCUAGAGACCCAGAGACCCAGAGACCCAGAGACCCAGGAACCAACAGACCCAGGGACCAACAGACCCAGAUACCCAGACACUCAGAGACACAGGGACCCACGGACCCAGAGACCAAGAGACCCAGGGAGCCAGGAAUCCAGAGACCAAGAGAUCAACAAACUCAGAGACUCCGGGACCAAGAGACCCAGAGAACCAGAGACCCAGAGACCAAGGGACCCAAGAGACCCAGAGACCCAGAGACACAGAAAUCCAGAGACCAAGGACCCAGGAACCCAGAGAUGCGCAGAGACUCAGAUACCCAGGGACACAGCGACCAAGAGACCCAGAAACCUAGAGACCCAGGGACCCAGAGACACAGAGACACAUAGACCAAGAGACCCAAGAGACCCAAGAGACCCAAGAGACCCAAGAGACCCAAGAGACACAGAAACCCAGAAACCCAGAGACCCAGGGACGCAGGGACCCAGGGACUUAGAGACCCAGAGACCAAGGAACCCAGGGACACAGAAACACAGAGACCAGGAGACCAGGAGACCAAGAGACCAAGGGACCCAUAAACCCAGAGACCAAGGGACCCAGAGACCAAGAGACACAGAAAACAGAAACCCAGAGACCCAGGGACCCAGGAACACAGGACACAGGGACCCAGGGACCCAGGAACCCAGAUAUACAGAGACCCAGAUACCCAGGGACCCAGCGACCAAGAGACCCAGCGACCAAGAGACCCAGGGACCCAAGGACCCAGGGACCCAGGGACCAAGAGACCCAGAGACCCGAAGAUCCAAAAACCCAGAUACCCAGAGACCCGGAGACCCAGGGACCCAGAGACCCAAAGACUCGGAGACCCAGAAACCCAGAUACCCAGAGACCCAGAGACCUAGAGACCCAGGAACCCAGAGACACAGAUAA
This is a messenger RNA of Pecten maximus, 1323 nucleotides long. RefSeq names its product proteoglycan 4-like. The coding region runs from base 1 to 1323 and encodes 440 amino acids. NCBI's taxonomy places the organism in Eukaryota, Metazoa, Mollusca, Bivalvia, Pectinida, Pectinidae. The record is from RefSeq and is a predicted model, not a curated record. The transcript has 3 exons.